Messenger RNA from Hymenoscyphus albidus, 1032 nucleotides. The record is from the annotation of a GenBank genome assembly. Lineage: Eukaryota; Fungi; Ascomycota; Leotiomycetes; Helotiales; Helotiaceae.
AUGUCUGACGCGGUAUUACCAUCCAUCGAGGCUAGAAGCCCCUCUUCCAAGCCCCGUCGAAGGAUGGGAAAAAUCACCAAAAGCGUCAUGUUCAUCACCUAUGAGGAUCUGCUUUCCGAUGACGAGAAGAGACGCAGAGAGAAGCAAAAAGGCAAGGGGAAGAUGAAGGACGGAGUCGAGAAGACUCGAGAAAAUAACAAACUUCGAAAAAGGCGGCCAACUCGUAAGUGUCCCAAAGUUCUCGAGUAAGAAUGACAGCAGAAGUUAACAGAAUAUAGCAUUUCACCCCCCAAGCCCACGUCAAGCUCAGAUGGCGUCUUUAUACAUACAAACAACCUGUAAGUUUUGUCAUGGCCGUCAUGUUGGCGAUAUUAACAUAGUGACUUACCUGUAGCAGAGGAGCGCACAGCUUCGCAUUAUGAAGAUACAAGGACGUCAGGACAUGCCUUAGAUAUUACGCAGUCCUCCAGAAGAAAAGAAAGCCCGUUCUCUAGUACUUCUGAUAGAGAAGACGAGACACGAGACUCAAGCCUCGAAUGUGAAGAAACUCCCCGACGUGGAAGGCGCUUUCAAGGCACGGCAGCAGAUUACUGGUUAUUAGUCUCCCCAUCACCACUACCACCAGAAGCUCUAGACGAGGACCCAAAUACCUGGCAACCAAGAACCUCACCGUUGCUGUCGCCCACGCGACUGCCGUCGCCUUCACCACUUUCAAGUCGUAGCAGCAGCGUCAAUUCAGCAGCAACACCCGUACCAAUCCAGCUGGUACCUGCUCAGAUUGAGAUGCACUCACCUGCUGCACCAGGCAUAUUAGCACCACUUCCACCAUACAGCAAUUUGAUUAGGAGGUACGAGAGAGAGUCUGGAGAGCCAAGCGAGAUGGGAAGCAUGGCAUUUCAGCAUAUGUGGGAUUCGCAUAUGACACCACCACCUCCAUAUGAAUACGAAAAUCAAUACCUUUCAUUGCAGGAGUCACAAACACCAGUUUCAUCCGGGUAUGAUGGUGAUGUAUCGGAGGAAAUUGCGCCGUAG